Lathyrus oleraceus (garden pea) is the source of this 438-nucleotide messenger RNA. RefSeq lists its product as uncharacterized. Gene Ontology annotation, molecular function: zinc ion binding; nucleic acid binding. The record is from RefSeq and is a predicted model, not a curated record. The transcript has a single exon. Bases 1 to 438 code for a protein of 145 amino acids. Lineage: Eukaryota; Viridiplantae; Streptophyta; Magnoliopsida; Fabales; Fabaceae.
AUGAAAAUGCAUGAUAUUUCAGCUCAACUUAAGAAACUUGAGGUUAAUAUGUCUGACUCCUUCCUGGUGCACUAUAUUCUGAACUCUCUUCCGUCUAAGUAUGAGCCUUUCAAGAUCUCCUACAAUACACAUAAAGACAAAUGGUCAAUCAAUGAAUUAAUGACCAUGUGUGUUCAGGAAGAAGAAAGACUUGUAAUGGAACAGAGUGAGAGUGCAUUGCCGACAAGCACUCGCGGGAAGAACAGAGCUUUCAAAACUGACAAGUCACAAGUCAAUCAGAAAGGGAAAUUCAAAAUACCACCGCAAGGUGAUAUCAAGAAAGAAGCAAAGUGCUACUUAUGUAAAAAGGGAGGACACAUGAAGAAGGAAUGCCCUGGAUUCAAAGAAUGGCUUGAGAAGAAAGGGUAUGCAAAACCUAAGGAAGCCAGUGGGAAGUGA